AUGGCCGAGUUUCUUCCACUGUGUGAUGUACUGUUCAACGUGAUCUCGCUGGCCGGCUACUUUUGCGACGUAGUGUUCGACGUCGUGCUUGGCUACGCACUGUACGAACGACAAAAGUUCGCCUACUUUACCGCUGUUAUUGUAAUUGUCAGUUUUUCUCUGAUGAUUUCUCAGAUCGUGUCUGUUCGGUGGUACUUAAACAAGCGGAAGCUGAGAAGUGCAACUACUGCACAAGUUGGUCCUCCCGGUUCUGAAGAUUGCCGCGACAAUACGGAAAAUAGUUUAGAGAAAAAGAAGAAAAAGAAAAAGGUACCGGACGAAGUAUUGACGAAAACCGCUCGAUACAGCCGGUAUGCUGUACUGGCUUUGCACGCUUCUCAGUUGGGGGUGCUCUGGCGGUACGCCAAACUAUUUGUGCCAGUUGAUCUUCGCCACGUGAAACAUGAAGUGCGCGAUUUGUGUAUGCUGCGGCUGGUUCAUGCGUUCUGCGAAGCUGCACCCAUGCUGCUGUUGCAGUUGUAUGUUCUGGUGAAUUUGCAAAACGAAGAUCAACUCAAUGCACUAAAGCUGAAGGCACUUGCCAGUGGACAUCACCUUUCCGCAACUGCUUUGGUUCAGCAUUCCAGUAUUGCAGAACAGCAGCAAAAAACGUUUCGUGAUUUGAAUAUGGUAUCAGCGACGCUGUCGCUGUUCAGCGUUUGCUGGGCCUUGGCCAGUUUUAGUAAGAAUGUGCGACUGCAGAAUGUUCAUCGGCUGGUGCUGACGUGGUUGGGAGUGAUUUUCCAAUUCCUCUGGCGGUUGGGAACAGUUAUAUCACGUGUGAUAUCGCUGACCGUCUAUGCUUCCGUAUACAGCCACUGGGUGUUUCUCGUUAUCAUUUUACAUUGGUUCUCGAUGUUCCUUUGGCUCAUAUCGCCAAAAAACGUGUUUCAUGGCGAACGGAUAUCCAGGCUAAAGAAAGCCAUGCUUGGUGGACUAAUUGCUUUCGUUUAUAUAUUUGCCUACAUCAAUCUGCAGGAAGUUAAGCAUAGACAGAAAAUGCUUACAUUCUACGUAGUAAUGUUUAUGGAAAAUUGCUUGCUGGUAUGUUUAUGGAUGGUGGGGAUUUGGCAUAACCGACCGGAGGGAUGGUAUAUCAUUCCGAUUUCCGUGCUCUGUAGCUUUGGAACAGGAUUGUUUUUCAUGAUCGUAUACUACCGAUACUUUCAUGUACGUCGGUUAGGUUACGAAGCAGGUGGCCGGGCUCCGUGUGGCGAAGGUGUUAACAAAUGUUGCCAUGAUAUAUGUCGCUGCCGGGAGAGUUCAGAGCAAGUGGAAACUGACAAACCGCUGGGAGGUUGUGGAAAUCAAAAAUAUCCACACGCAAUUCCGGGAGUAUUCAACUGUCGUUUCUCUAAUCCGGUGAACGCUGCCACCAAAAGGAAGAAAAAGAAACCAACCACGUUUGUACCUCCUCCAAAUUUAGCAUUGCAAACAAGUGGAGCGGAGCAAGAGGCUCAAAUUGGUCCAAUGGCAAUUCCAUUCUGGCGAAGACCUCUUCCUAGAUCACAUACAGGAGGAUCAAGUGAAAACGAUGGAAGCAGUGUCAGUUCUAGGGUCAAUAUUCAACAGAAACUGCAAGAAAAGAAACAGAAGCAGUUGGCCGAGUUAAAAAUCAUUGAGGAAGAAAUCAAACAAGGCAAACUGGGUGGGCCCGGUACCGGAACUCUCAGUUCUGGAGAUGACACCAAGGCUACAUUGCCACGUCAACCGAUUCCACGGGCGAAGAAACACAUCGACAUAGAUCCAAUGGAUUGGCGACCAUCGAGUCCGGAUAUGGCUGAAAUUGCUGUUGAAAAGUCCUUCAAUGAUUUGAACCUUUUAUUGGCAGCGAAUUUAGAUGAUGUAAAUAAUUUAAAUAAAUUUAGCACUAACUAUGAUCCCAUUUACAACAGUUUUGGUUUGAAUGGAAUUAACAUCUCGGCGCUGGUUACCAUGAAAAAUGCUGAAGCCCAGCAAGCAGCUGCCAACAAUAGAAACAUGUCACCUAUUUCAUCGCAAAUAUCAGCUACGGAGAGUAACUCGCUGACACGUCAGGUUCAUCCACGUGCAAAAAUUAUGCCAAACAAUGUACCUAGAAACCCAUUCGCUGAAAAUUAUCGUGGAAAUUUUGUGAACUUGUACGCUGAUGCUGCCGCUAAUAAUAACCGACCACCGUCCAUAAGUCCUCGAACCACGGACGUCGCAGCAGCUAAUCGUGCGGUUCUGUACGAUAAUCACAGCCGUUUGUAUAUGGAAGCCAAUCAUCCUAGGCAGAUAUCCGGAACAUACAGUAGUAUGGAAAACGCCGGAACCGAUAAUCUUCCUUUCCCGUACAAUGUUGUUCCGCCACCUCGGAGCAAAUUGGACAGUCGAGCAACGCCAACAAUGCCCAAUAAUGCCAGUGCUACCAAUACGGGCAGUAGCAGUGGUCAUAACAACAGCAACAGCAUCGGCAAAAAUGUCCCGAGUGCUAUUGCCCCGACGACGAUCAACAACCUGAACAACACCAAACGACAAAUGCAACGAGCUAAGACACCGGAAAUCCUACUAGCACCUCAUUAUCUCGAGAAUUCACGAAUCUAUUACGACUGGGUGGCACGGGAGGCGGCGAACCUAAGAAUACAGGAAACCGAACGAAAUCAAUCCGUUGUGAGCAGUGGAGACGAGAAUCUGGACAACAGUCCAGCAGAUGAUGGCCACAAUCAGAACCGUAUCCCUUCGGACAUCGAUAGUCAGGUAUCCUUACCACGCUCGUACACGCUACCACGUGAGUUCAAGUACUAUCGCCGGAAUAAGGGCCGGAAGGUGAUCAAAAACGAGCACUUCAUCGCCAGUACCAACAGCAGUGACGGCGAUGUGGACAGUGGUGACGACAACGAGUCGGAGCACCAUUCCAACAACUCCAACACCAACUCACAGCAACGACUGAAAACUGCAACGCCCAAUUCGAACCACAACACGGCCCACCAGCAGAGAUUGAACAAUCUCAACAAAACGUCAACUGCUAUGCACUAUGGCCAUAAUAUUUCUCCCAGUGCCACCAUACUGGCGAACGGCGGUAACGCAACUAUCAUUUCCGCGACCAACUCGCGGCAGACGCUGAACGCGACUCCGCAAAGCAUGCACAUGGUCAACGGAUACGGUAAUAAUUUGAUAGCGGGUAAUGCCAAGCAUGUUCACAGCUUGGAUCUAAUCAACGGAGUCGAUAGUGCGGUAGCCGGCGCCGGAUCGUCCAACGGAGCAACGGUGUCAUACAACAGUAGGCCGAUGCGUUUACGAAUGUACGGUGCCAAGGGCGGAAUGAUCCGCCAUGAAACUAAGUUAUGA
Messenger RNA from Sabethes cyaneus, 3348 nucleotides. RefSeq lists its product as uncharacterized. The coding region runs from base 1 to 3348 and encodes 1115 amino acids. The transcript is spliced from 6 exons. The record is from RefSeq and is a predicted model, not a curated record. NCBI's taxonomy places the organism in Eukaryota, Metazoa, Arthropoda, Insecta, Diptera, Culicidae. Gene Ontology annotation, cellular component: plasma membrane. Gene Ontology annotation, biological process: engulfment of apoptotic cell; phosphatidylserine exposure on apoptotic cell surface; apoptotic process involved in development.